Messenger RNA from Papaver somniferum (opium poppy), 1467 nucleotides. Its product is annotated as transcription factor MYB102-like. The coding region runs from base 114 to 1226 and encodes 370 amino acids. The record is from RefSeq and is a predicted model, not a curated record. NCBI's taxonomy places the organism in Eukaryota, Viridiplantae, Streptophyta, Magnoliopsida, Ranunculales, Papaveraceae. The transcript is spliced from 3 exons.
UCUCUUCCAACUCUCAUUGUCAAUAUCAGUUCUCUCUUUAAUUUUGAGUCUUCAAAAAAGAGAAAAACAAACAUUAUUCGGAACAACUACUACUUACUGUGAUUAAAAUCAUCAUGGGAAGAACACCUUGUUGUGAUAAGAAUGGUUUAAAGAAAGGGCCAUGGACAGCUGAAGAAGAUCAGAAGCUUGUCGAAUAUAUACAAAAACAUGGUCAUGGUAGCUGGAGAACCCUUCCAAAAAAUGCUGGUCUUCAAAGAUGUGGAAAGAGCUGUCGUCUCCGAUGGACUAACUAUCUAAGACCUGAUAUCAAGAGAGGAAGGUUUUCGUUUGAAGAAGAAGAAACCAUCAUUCAGUUACAUAGUGUUUUAGGCAACAAAUGGUCUGCAAUUGCUGCUAGAUUACCGGGAAGAACCGAUAAUGAAAUCAAGAACUACUGGAAUACUCACAUUCGAAAGAGACUAUUGAGGAUGGGAAUAGACCCAGUUACUCAUAGUCCACGUCUCGAUCUUUUAGAUCUCUCUUCGAUACUUAACUCAUCUCUAUACAACAAUUCAUCUCGACUGAAUAUCUCAAGAUUACUCGGGCUUGACCAACCUCUAUCCAAUCACCCAGACCUUCUAAGAUUAGCUGCAACUCUCUUUUCAUCUCAACGUGAUGAUCAGAACUCGAAUCUCGUCUUACCAAAUCUUCAAGAAUACCAGUAUUCCAAUUCACAUAUCCAAGAACAGAAUCAAAACCAGUUCCAGAACCUCCAUCAACUAGAAAACUGCACUACAUCAACCACAACUACUACUACUCCUUUCUCAAAUAUCGAAACUCAACUUUUACAUGCCAAUGUAGAACAAUUUCAAGCAAACCCUACAAAUUUUCCUAGUCAACAACCUUUAGAAUGGGAAGAGAAUGUGCAGACGAUGCAUGGUGCUAAUAUGAUAGAUAGUUUGGUUUCAUUACCAGAUUAUAGUUUCUAUUCUGGUUCAGAUCAAUCUUCAAUCAUCGACCCUCUAUCCUAUAACUCAAAUUUCAACUCAGUAAGCAGUUCCACUGAUCAGAGUUUUAAUUUUACUUCCGUCUUAUCCACACCUUCGUCUAGUCCACCCCCUUUGAACUCUUAUUCCUCAACAUAUGUCACCAGUAGUACUGAAGAUGAACGAGAGAGUUACUGCAGCAAUAUUAAUGUUAUGAAGUUCGAAAUCCCUGAUAUUUUCGGUGUAAACGAGUUCAUGUAAUCAAGUUAUAGUCCGGAAAAGAUUGGAGAUUGUCAUUUACAAAAGAUCAGUGUUUUUUUUUUUGAUCGGUAAAUUAUAUAUGGUGUAGGCAUGUCGUCGAGAUUUUAACCUCAGGUUGUGAAUAUCACCAUCUAAUGACUUCGCCAGUAUCUACUAGAAAUGCAUCUGUAAUAGAGAUUAGUACUAUUGAUUCUGUAAGAUAAUUUUGUGUUAAUUAAUAAAAUCCGUAUUUUUUAAUUAA